Messenger RNA from Coffea eugenioides, 945 nucleotides. RefSeq lists its product as uncharacterized. The coding region runs from base 1 to 945 and encodes 314 amino acids. The record is from RefSeq and is a predicted model, not a curated record. The transcript is spliced from 6 exons. Lineage: Eukaryota; Viridiplantae; Streptophyta; Magnoliopsida; Gentianales; Rubiaceae.
AUGAAAGAGAACAAGUGCUAUUUGAGUAGACAUCAAGGCUAUAGAGCUAAAAAAAUUAGUAGGGAGUUGGCCCAAGGUAGUGAUGUGGACCAGUACAAUAAGUUGCCCAAGUAUAUCAAUGAAAUCUUGAGAAGUAACCCAGACAGUAUUGUAGUAAUAAAGGUGGCAGAUGACUACUAUGGGACUUUUCUCAAAGGUGCAGUUGGUGGAGUAUUGCUGACAGCAGUUGAAAUUGAUCCAAAUAAUGGUUUGUAUCCAAUUUCUUAUUCUAGAGAAACUAAGGAUUCCUGGAUUUGGUUUCUAACUUUACUUAAGAAGGAUCUAAAAAUUGAAAAAGACUAUGAAUGGACCAUAAUGAGUGACAAGCAGAAGGGCAUAAUCCAGGCAUGUGAAACAGUUUUUUCAGGGGCUGAUCACAAAUUUUGUGUGAAGCAUAUGCACAACAAUAUGGCAAUUGCUGGAUUCAAAGGGGAAAUAGGAUUGACUGGGAUACCAUGUGCUCAUGCAAUUUCAGCUUUGUGGAUUGCUAUGAAGGACCCUAAGCAGUACGUUGAUGACGGUUAUAGUGUUAAAACAUAUCUUAAAUGUUAUGGCCCCUACAUUUUACAAGUGAAUGGAGAGAAUGAGUGGGAAGAUAUAGAUCUUCAAGCACCCCUCCCACCAACUUAUGGAAGAGCACUAGGAAGACCAAAGAAACAGAGGAGAAAAUCUGCUGAUGAGAUACAACAAACAAAGGAGCAGUGCAAGAAGACAUGCAAACUUAGACAAGAAGCAAGUGCUGCAGCCAGUCAAAUGAGUGAACAGGGGCAGGAAACACAAGCAAAUUGGGAUAUGAGUCUCUCGCAACUAGAUGACAUGAUGGUAGACAACCAUGUUAGGGGCAACACUUUAAAUGCAAAGACGACAACAACAUCAAGAAAAUUUGUUGGAAAUGGCAUCAAAUGA